GACCGUGUGGUCAGUCAACAAACGGGGGAAGAUGAAGACAGUUUUCAAUGCUGUCCACACUCGCCCGAACUAUCUAAUCCCCAAUGGUUUUCUCAUCCACUCAUUCCCUUUAUCUCUUCCUCGUCCCACCCACCACCUUCCUCCUCCUCGUCUUCCCUCUCUGAAGCUAUCAAAGGCUACUUCACAUUCUACUUCUUCUUCGCUUUCCACCAUGGAUUCUUCUGCUGCCUCUGCCCACUCCGACGACCAACUCGCCUACGACCUCUCCCCCAUCAUGAAAGUCUACAAAGACGGCCGUAUUGAGAGACUUGCCGGCGAAGAGGUUGCUCCUCCCGGCGUCGAUCUCAUCACCGGUGUCGAAUCCAAAGACGUCGUCAUUUCUAAAGACGACGGCGUAUCCGCCAGGAUUUUCCUUCCCAAACUUACAAACCCAGAUCAGAGACUCCCUCUUCUUGUUUACUUCCAUGGCGGUGCCUUCUGCAUCGAAACCCCAUUCUCCCCAAAUUACCACAGCUACCUCAACGCUAUUACUUCUCACGCCAACGUCAUCGGCGUCUCUGUCCAUUACCGGAGGGCGCCUGAGCACCCCGUUCCGACCGCCCAUGAAGAUUCGUGGACUGCUCUGAAAUGGGUCGCUUCCCAUUCCUCCGGUAAAGGUCCCGACGAGUGGCUGAAUCGUCACGCGGAUUUGGGGAAAGUGUUCUUUGCUGGGGACAGUGCGGGUGCUAACCUCUCACACCACAUGGCGAUUCGGAUCGGGUUAGAGAAACCGCCGGGCGUAAAGCUUGAAGGCAUUGCUCUGGUGCACCCUUAUUUCUGGGGCGCAGAACGAAUUGGAUGCGAGCUAAACGAUGCUGAAUCUGCGGCGAAGGCAGAUAAUCUGUGGCGAUUUACAUGUCCGAACACUUCGGGAUCGGAUGAUCCGUUGAUUAACCCGGAUAAGGAUCCUAACACGGGGAAGCUGGAUUGUAAGAGGGUGCUUGUUUGUGUUGCAGAGAAGGAUCUGUUGAAGGACAGAGGAUGGAACUACAGAGAAGUGUUGCAGAGAAAUGGGUUUUCUGGAGAUGUGGAGGUGAUGGAGACGAAGGAGGAAGGCCAUGUGUUUCACAUGUACAGGCCAAGCUGCGAGAAUGCUCUAAUCAUGCUGCGUCGUAUUGUUUCCUUCAUCAAACAGGAUUAAGCAUGUAAUUAAGUUUCGAUUAGUUCAUAAUUACCAGGAAUUGGUUUGAGCAUGUAUGAAGUAAGCAAUAUUGAGUUGUUUUGAUCGCGGUUAUAUAUAUGUAUGCAUCAUGUGGAUUCAAAACAAGGAAGUCUAAUGGAGGUCAUAACUCAUGAGA
Neltuma alba is the source of this 1337-nucleotide messenger RNA. Its product is annotated as probable carboxylesterase 2. Gene Ontology annotation, molecular function: hydrolase activity. The transcript has a single exon. The coding region runs from base 32 to 1180 and encodes 382 amino acids. NCBI's taxonomy places the organism in Eukaryota, Viridiplantae, Streptophyta, Magnoliopsida, Fabales, Fabaceae. The record is from RefSeq and is a predicted model, not a curated record.